Messenger RNA from Macroventuria anomochaeta, 2190 nucleotides. Its product is annotated as ICE2-domain-containing protein. The coding region runs from base 464 to 1792 and encodes 442 amino acids. Gene Ontology annotation, cellular component: cortical endoplasmic reticulum; perinuclear endoplasmic reticulum; endoplasmic reticulum membrane. The transcript is spliced from 3 exons. Lineage: Eukaryota; Fungi; Ascomycota; Dothideomycetes; Pleosporales; Didymellaceae. The record is from RefSeq and is a predicted model, not a curated record. Gene Ontology annotation, biological process: endoplasmic reticulum inheritance; septin ring assembly.
GAGGCCAUCCUGGUGCUGGCAAAGUGGGUGACGAUUCACUUCCUGGUUUUUGAAACUUCAACGGCCUGCUUUUCCCCUCCCGCCUGCCUAGAAUCGUCCCGUGUCCUCAUUGCAGCAUAAUUAUCGUGCAGCCAGCACGCGACAGCACGCACCAAUAGCCAACAUCUGUGCCUGAUUCCACCAACAUACCUACGUAACUGCCUGCACUCUGUGUGCAGCCCGCCGACACAUAUCACUGCGCCUUCCUCCCCACCUGCUGACGCUCGUGAGAGUUUUUCCGCCUUCCUGCGCCUGCGAACGAGCCAGCAGCGGAGCUUCGCGCCAUUUGCACGUGAAAAUACGUCGCCCGCCGCCAAGAGCUAUCGUUGCUACAAGCACGCAGCAACACGAACGUCACAACCAACAACGACACGCGACAGCAGCAGCGCUCGCUGCACAAGCUUGGCGACAACGGCGUCUGCAGAUGUGGUUCACACGCGUGCUUUCGUCGACCUUCUUCCUCGGCGCCAUCAUCUUCACCAUCCCAUUAGCCUUCGACAUCGGCGGCCGGACAUGUGGACUGGCCUUCUCGCUAUCGCUUAGCGUCUACUACUUCCUUUACUCGUGCCUGCGGCUAGCGACACCGGAUCGCUCACGCUUCAGAUGGUUCCUUUGUAACAUUGUAGCUUGGGCGCAAUGGCUGGCAAUACCGACACUGCUCAUCUGGAGCUUGAACAAGUUCUCCAUCGACGCAACGAACAACGCAGGCUGGGUCGAGAGGACAUUUGGGGGCAGACGAUCGGACUACAAGUCGGUGCAGGAUUGGAUCUUUGGGUCUGAGGGGCUGUUGCAGAACUUCUCGAUUGGCGCUUGGGACAAGACGCUGAGGUACAGCACACCGGCGUUCCAGAUCGCUGAGGGCUUCUGCAGUCUCCUGGUCAUACAGGCUGCAGGCCAGAUCACUCGCUGGGUCGUGAAUAGAGAGCGCGGCGACAGUUGGAUGAUUGGUCUCCUCGUCGCGUCUGCCUCGGUCAUCUCCACCUCCGUCUACUUCCUCUGGCGCAUCACCACCUUCCCUGAGAUCAGCAACGUUGAUGCUAUUCUCAUUGGCGCUGCCAUCACCACAGCUAUCUUCCUCGGUGGGUGGGGCAUCGCAAGUGCGCGCGGCAACCCAGUGGAGUCUGCCUUGCUGUUCGCCUACGUUACCCUCUGCAUCUACCAGAUCUUCACCGACUACCAGCCUACACCAGGCUCGACAGCAGCAGAGACCGCCGCACCGGAGCCAGCUCUGCCUCCUCUACCACCCAUCAUUAUGGCAUCGUACACAACUCUCCUCCAUGCUUUGGGUUCGUUGCCCACCAUCAUCCACACCGGUUUCAACCUGAUGGUCGGCGCCGUCAUGACCAUUACGCCCUCCGUCAUCAUCUCGCUCGCAUACCGCGUGUUCGUCAUGUACGCAGCAGCGCGUAUCAUACCAGCCAUAAGAGAGAGCGGGGCGCGAGCGCUGUCACAGGAGCCCAGCCUGGACGACGAUGACGAGACAUCCAAGAUCCUCGGCUUCUUGACGUGGUUCAGCCCUAGCAUUAUCAUUGCAGUUUACACCAGUCUGCUGAUGCAGCACUUCGCAAGUGGAAACGGUACAGAUGGUAGCGCAGUUACGGGAGAGUGGUGGACAAAUCAGGGCGGAGACGCAGGAGGCAACAUGUGGAGGUGGAUCAACCUUGCUAUCACGAUGGGUCUCUACGCAAUCGAACUUCAGAUUUCAAAGGCGGACGACGAUGGCAGGCUCACCAGUCAUUGGAAGACCGAUUGAGCGAACGAUGAACAGCACCUGCAUUACGACUGCACAACGCAGAGGAUCGCGAUCAAAGCAAACAUCGAUCAACACGGUCGAACAGAACAACAGCUGAGGGCGAAAGCCAGACAACAUAUAAGAUAGAAAGAAGGCAACGGAAAUUAAGGCAGAAAGUAAGAGUUGGACAACCCAAUAGGUAAGAGGCUGGAAAAGGCCACAAGAAGAAUCACUGGCGCAAGAAGUCGAGGCGAAAUGUCCACAGCUUCAGGGCCAGAAGAAGGACCUGGAACGGUUUGAGCGGACAUGACAGUAAUAUCUGCACCGAGAGGAUGGCUUGUUUCUUUUGUGUUAGCAUCGCCACGUUUGAGCGCGCAUUAUCACUUUUCAGAUACCCAAUUCGAGAUCUUGAAUGAAAC